AUGGACGCCAAGGCGCUGGAGCAGGACGCCCUGCAUUUCGCCCGGCUCGCGGUGCAGCGCGACCACGAAGGCCGCUACUCCGAGGCGGUGUUUUACUACAAGAUAGGGACUUGCUAUGAAGCAGCACAGGCCUUAAUUUAUGCUGAGAUGGCAGGAUCAAGCCUAGAACAUAUUCAAGAAAAACUAAAUGAGUAUCUUGAAAGAGUUCAAAAUCUACAUUCUGCAGUUCAGUCAAAAAAUGCUGGUCCUUUGAAAUCAAAACAUCAAUUAGACUUAGAGAGUGCUCAUUUUCUUGUUACACAAGCUUUUGAUGAAGAUGAAAAACAGAAUGUUGAUGAAGCUAUAGAAUUGUAUACAGAAGCUGUGGAUCUCUGUCUGAAAACUUGUGAAACUGCUGAUAAAACCCUGCAAAAUAAACUGAAACAGUUGGCUCGGCAGGCACUAGAUAGAGCAGAAGCAUUGAGUGAGCCUUUGACAAAACCAUUCUACAAAGUCAAGUCAACAAAUAUUAAACCAAAGCCACCUCCAGUGAAAACACAUUGUCCACUAGGAGCUAAUUCUUUCCCUGAAAAGCCUCAGCCAUUUAUAAGUCCGCAGUCAUGUGAUGCACAAGCACAGAGGUAUACAGCAGAAGAGAUAGAGGUGCUCAGGACAACUUCAAAAAUAAAUGGUAUAGAAUAUGUUCCUUUCAUGAGUGUUGAUCUGAGGGAACGUUUUGCUUAUCCAAUGCCUUUCUGUGAUAGAUGGGGCAAGCUACCAUUAUCACCUAAACAAAAAACUACGUUUUCCAAGUGGGUACGACCAGAAGACCUCACCAACAAUCCUACAAUGAUAUAUACUGUGUCCAGUUUUAGCAUAAAGCAGACAAUCGUAUCAGAUUGUUCCUUGGUGGCAUCAUUGGCUAUCAGUGCAGCUUAUGAGAGACGGUUUAAUAAAAAGUUGAUUACCAGCAUAAUUUAUCCUCAGAAUAAGGAUGGUGAACUAGAGUACAAUCAAUGUGGAAAGUAUAUGGUAAAACUUCACCUCAAUGGUGUCCCAAGAAAGGUGAUAAUUGAUGACCAGUUGCCUGUUGAUCAUAAGGGAGAACUGCUGUGUUCUUAUUCCAACAAUAAAAGUGAAUUAUGGGUGUCUCUUAUAGAAAAGGCAUACAUGAAAGUGAUGGGAGGCUAUGAUUUCCCAGGAUCCAACUCGAAUAUUGAUCUGCAUGCAUUGACUGGGUGGAUACCAGAAAGGAUUGCUAUGCAUUCGGACAGCCAAACUUUCAGUAAGGAUAAUUCUUUCAGAAUGCUUUAUCAACGAUUUCACAAAGGGGAUGUCCUCAUCACUGCGUCAACCGGAAUGAUGACCGAGGCUGAAGGAGAGAAGUGGGGCCUGGUCCCCACACACGCCUACGCUGUGUUGGAUAUUAGAGAGUUCAAGGGGCUGCGAUUUAUCCAGUUGAAAAAUCCUUGGAGCCAUUUACGUUGGAAGGGGAGAUACAGUGAAAAUGAUGCAAAAAACUGGACUCCAGAGUUGCAAAAAUAUCUAAACUUUGAUCCCUGGACAGCUCAGAAAAUAGAUAAUGGAAUAUUUUGGAUUUCCUGGGAUGAUCUCUGCCAGUAUUAUGAUGUGAUUUAUUUGAGCUGGAAUCCAGGUCUUUUUAAAGAAUCGACAUGUAUUCACAGUACUUGGGAUGCUAAGCAAGGACCUGUGAAAGAUGCCUAUAGCCUGGCCAACAACCCCCAGUACAAACUGGAGGUGCAGUGUCCACAAGGCGGCGCUGCAGCUUGGGUUUUGCUUAGUAGGCACGUAACAGACAAGGAUGACUUUGCAAACAAUCGAGAAUUUAUCACAAUGGUUGUAUACAAGACUGAUGGGAAAAAAGUUUAUUACCCAGCUGACCCGCCUCUGUACAUUGAUGGAAUUCGAAUUAAUAGCCCUCAUUACUUGACUAAGAUAAAGCUGACCCGACUGGGACCCACACCUGGGACCCACACCUUUACAUUAGUGGUUUCUCAAUAUGAAAAACAGAACACACUCCAUUACACAGUCCGGGUAUAUUCAGCAUGCAGCUUUACUUUUUCAAAGAUUCCUUCACCAUACACCUUAUCAAAACGGAUCAAUGGAAAGUGGAGUGGUCAGAGUGCUGGAGGAUGUGGAAAUUUCCAGGAGACUCACAGAAAUAACCCCAUCUAUCAAUUCCACAUAGAAAAGAUGGGGCCUUUACUGAUUGAGCUAAGAGGACCAAGGCAAUAUAGUGUUGGAUUCGAGGUUGUAACAGUUUCUUUGGUGGGAGAUCCUGUUACCUAUGGGUUUCAGAGGAAAUCUAGUGGUGAUUAUAGGUGUGGAUUUUGCUACCUGGAAUUAGAAAACAUACCGGCUGGGAUCUUUAAUAUCAUUCCCAGUACUUUUUUGCCUAAACAAGAAGGACCUUUUUUCUUGGACUUUAAUAGCGUUAUCCCCAUCAAGACAACGCAACCUCAGUGACAGAAAUCUCAGCAAUAACUGGAUUUGGGACUUACGAAGCAUCAACUCUUCAAACGAGGACACAAUCUUUGGGAAGA
Molecule: messenger RNA, 2543 nt
Organism: Heterocephalus glaber (naked mole-rat)
Lineage: Eukaryota; Metazoa; Chordata; Mammalia; Rodentia; Bathyergidae
Source: RefSeq, a predicted model, not a curated record